Messenger RNA from Ochlerotatus camptorhynchus, 1391 nucleotides. RefSeq names its product Arylalkylamine N-acetyltransferase-like 7 (gene AANATL7). The transcript has 5 exons. Gene Ontology annotation, molecular function: N-acetyltransferase activity. Lineage: Eukaryota; Metazoa; Arthropoda; Insecta; Diptera; Culicidae. Bases 180 to 848 code for a protein of 222 amino acids. The record is from RefSeq and is a predicted model, not a curated record.
UCAUCUGGAGUCAGCAUCCUAAGCUUUUCUCCGGGUAAAACAGUGGAUAAGAUUGUGAUUUUCCAAUAACCUAUAUUUACUAAUCUUUCCAUAAGUGAUUUUUUGAAUUUGUUUCGCGAUAAAUACACUCAAGCCACUAGCAAAUAAUAAAAUCUUAGAAGCUUUCUCGUAGUACAAUCAUGUUGGAUAGCAAGUUGGACAACAUUCGUAUAGAGACAAUAACUAGCAAAUACUACGAUGACGUGAUCGAGCAUCUUCGGCAAACCUUCUUUGCCGAUGAACCAUUGAACAAAGCUGUGCACCUUACCCGUCCAGGCCAGGGCCAUCCACUCUUGGAACUCCAUAGCCUAUCCACCCUAAGAGACAACGUUAGCAUUAUGGCAAUUUCAGGCGAAGGAGAAAUUGCCGGUGUAGCAUUGAAUGGCAUUCUUCAUGGCAAUAGAGAUAUAGAACAAUCCAUGAACAAACUUAAUGAUAUCCAGGAUGAAAAUUUCAAGAAAAUUUUCAAACUACUCUACGAGCAAAAUUUGAAAAUUAAUCUUUUCAAGCAAUUUGACGUUGAUAAGAUUUUUGAAAUAAGAAUACUUUCGGUUGACUCAAAGUUUCGCGGCAAAGGAUUAGCUAAGAAGUUGAUAGAGAAAAGCGAGGAACUUGCUUUGGACCGCGGCUUUCAGGUCAUGAAAACUGAUGCAACCGGAGCAUUUUCACAGCGCGUAGUAAGCUCAUUGGGAUUUAUAACCAAAAGCGAACUCAACUACGCAGACUACUUGGAUGAAAACGGAGAACAAACAUUUGUAGUCGAACCACCACACGAAAAACUUAAAAUUAUGUGCAAAGUAAUCAACUAAGCAAUGUGAAAGCAUUCCCACAGGACGCGCAUUAAAGCUAACGUACUAGUCAUUGACAAUAGAAAUACCGAUAAUCAUGAUAUUUGAAAUAUUUAUCAGUGUAUACUCAGUGUUACCAAAGAUGUGCAGAGUCGAUUGUUGUUUGAUAGAAGCAUAGCUUACUUUGUUCAUUCGUUGAUGAUGUUUUGUACUAUUUGAGAAUUUUUUUUUUGUUCGGUGAUGUUGUGUUCAAAAAUUAUUUAUUAAUAGCCAAUAUUUUAAUGCUCACAAGGUUUGAGUGUUUUAAAUUAUAUCUGUAAUCACCACUACAGAAUUUCACCAGUAAAAUUGAUGGCAUUGCCAAUUUUUAGCCAGUAUUUUGAUAGGUAUUUCAAAUACCGUCCUACAGAAACCGACCAAUUCUGAGUGAUAAUAUUGAUUAUAUUGGGAAAAUAUAAAUGAGUAACCCAGUUCACAAUCACUUGAGAUAAAGCAUAUACCUACACGUAUGAACCAAUUGUAGAACACAAAUCAAGGAAUAAACGAUACAGAAACAAACGUACA